Messenger RNA from Colius striatus (speckled mousebird), 1883 nucleotides. RefSeq names its product ectonucleoside triphosphate diphosphohydrolase 8-like. Gene Ontology annotation, cellular component: plasma membrane. Gene Ontology annotation, molecular function: GDP phosphatase activity; UDP phosphatase activity. Lineage: Eukaryota; Metazoa; Chordata; Aves; Coliiformes; Coliidae. The transcript is spliced from 9 exons. The coding region runs from base 219 to 1715 and encodes 498 amino acids. The record is from RefSeq and is a predicted model, not a curated record. Gene Ontology annotation, biological process: nucleoside diphosphate catabolic process.
CCGCGCCGGGCUGGGCGGCUGCGGGGUCCCGGCACACGUACGGCGGGAGCCGCGGGGCCGCUGCCGGGGGCGGGCAGGAGCCUUCGAGCGCCCGGGCCCGGCCGCGCUGCCCCGGGGUGCCGCGGGGCUCGCUGCCGCGGAGCCGGGAGGAGCCGGGAGGCGCCGGGGCCGGAGCCGGGGCCGCGCUGAAGGGCCGAUCGCCCCGCAGCCUGCCCGGGAUGAGGACGCGCCUGCUCGAGGCCCUGGGCUGGGGCUUGGCCGCCGCGCUGGGGGUAGCCGCCUUCCUCCUGAUCCUGACCCUGGCCAGGGACGCUGCCCUUCCUGUGAAGAACAAGUACGGUCUGGUGUUUGAUGCUGGCUCCACACACACGGCACUCUACGUCUACCGCUGGCCUGCAGACAAGGAGAACGGCACCGGCAUCGUCUCGCAGGUGGAGGCCUGCACCGUGGCUGGACCCGGCAUCUCCAGCUACGCUGACAACCCGGCUGGGGCCGGGGCCAGCCUGAAGCCCUGCCUGGACAAGGCCCUGGAGCUGAUCCCCGCAGAGCAGCAGCGGGACACCCCCGUCUACCUGGGGGCCACGGCGGGCAUGCGGCUGCUGAGGGAGCAGAACAGCAGCGAGGCCCAGCAGAUCUUUGCCGAGAUCGCCAGGGCCAUCGGCGAGUACCCGCUGGCCUUCCACGGGGCUCAGAUCCUGACGGGCAACGAGGAGGGCUCCUUCGGCUGGAUCACCGUCAACUACCUGCUGCAGACGCUGGUCAAGUUUUCCUUUGCAGAGCGAUGGGAACAUCCCCAGGACACCGAGGUGUGGGGAGCCCUGGACCUGGGAGGGGCCUCGACACAAAUCACGUUCCAGCCCGGAGCGGCCGUAGAGGACGAGAACAGCUCGGUGUCGUUGCGGCUGUACGGCAGCGAGUACGGGCUGUACACACACAGCUACCUGUGCUACGGGCAGCUGCAGGCGCUGCGGAUGCUGCUGGCCGCUCUGCUGCAGGGCAGCCCGGCCGGCCAGCGCAUCUCGCACCCCUGCUACCCCCGGGGCUACCAGGAGAACGUCAGCACGGCGGAGCUCUACGGCGGCCCCUGCGUCCCCGCGCCCGGCGCUCCCGGCGCCGCCCAGAACCUGACGGUGACGGGCACGGGGGACCCGGCCGCGUGCCGCGCCGCCGUGCAGCGCCUCUUCAACCUCAGCUGCGGGGCCAGCGGCUCGUGCGGCUUCAACGGCGUCUAUCAGCCGCCCGUGCGGGGACAGUUCUUCGCCUUCUCAGGGUUUUACCACAACCUUCACUUUCUGAACCUGACCAGAGGACAGUCCCUGAGCUCAGUCAAUGCCACCAUUGAGCGAUUCUGCAACAGCAGCUGGGAUGAGCUGCAGGAGGAGUUCCCCACCAUGAACAAGACCCACCUCCGUGAUGCCUGUGCAGCCAACUCCUACACCCUCACCCUUCUCCUGCAAGGCUACAGAUUCAACCACACAACUUGGCUUAACAUCCACUUCGUCAGGCAGGUCUCUGACGUGGAUGUGGGCUGGACUCUGGGCUAUAUGCUCAAUCUCACCAACAUGAUUCCCUCAGAGACUCCCCAGAGAGUUGUUGGCCUCCAGAGAAGCAGCUGGGUAGCAGCCACAGUUUUACUGGCUGUCAUGCUCAUCCUCAUCUUCUUCCAGCUCACAGUCACAUGCUGCCAGAGAAACUCUGGUUAUGAGAGCCUGUAGCAGCACUGGCUCCAGAGGCUGCUGUCCUGCUGCACUUUUGCAAGGAGCUGCAGACCAGGGAAUCCCCCCCAGGGCCCUGGAGCUGGGGAGUUCUGAUGUAGGGCACCUGUGUCCUGGCCUGAUGAGCUGGAACCAGCACAGGCUGUAUAAAAUCCUCCCAGUAGCUCU